GCACCACUGGGCGGCUGGCGUGUACUGCAGCAGCGCCGCGCUCCGCAGCGGGCAGCCCGCCGGAGAGCUGGUCGGGAGAAGCGCGCUGGGCAGCGGGGAGAUCGGUUCGGUUCGGUUCGGUUCGGCGCCGCGGAGGGGAAGCGAGCCCAGGCGCAAAUGGAUCUAGCUUGCUUGCGGGCUUCGACGUCUGCCUUUUCCUUGAUUGUAUGUCAGAUUGGCCACGAUGGACCAGAAAACGAAACGAAGAGCAAAAUGAACGUAGGAGUUGCCCAUAGUGAGGUAAAUCCAAACACUAGGGUGAUGAACAGUCGUGGAAUGUGGCUGACAUAUGCACUUGGAGUUGGUAUGCUUCAUAUUGUUUUGCUCAGCAUUCCCUUCUUCAGUGUUCCUGUUGCAUGGACUUUAACAAAUGUGAUUCACAAUCUGGGAAUGUAUGUAUUCUUACAUGCAGUAAAGGGAACUCCUUUUGAAACACCUGACCAGGGGAAAGCCAGGCUGCUAACACACUGGGAGCAACUGGACUAUGGAGUACAAUUUACAUCCUCACGAAAAUUCUUCACAAUCUCUCCAAUAAUUCUGUAUUUCCUGGCAAGCUUCUAUACCAAGUAUGAUCCAGCACACUUCAUCCUAAACACAGCUUCUCUCCUGAGUGUGCUUAUCCCCAAGUUGCCACAGCUUCAUGGUGUAAGAAUCUUUGGCAUCAACAAAUACUAAUCGGGAGACGUGAAACUGAAGCAUUCUGACCAAAACCUGCCAUGGCUACUGCUUUUUUUCAGGUGAAGGAAUGGGUAGUCUGCUGUGCCAUUUAUCUAGUAACAUACAAUGAGAUACUUUCACACCUGAGAUCUAAUUGCUACUACUUGGGAUGCUAUUUGGAAGACCAGUAGACUUUUACAGGAAGAUGCUUCUAAGUAUUUAAUGUGAAUGGUAAAUCUUUCAGAGAGAGAUUUUCCGUGAGGAACUGGGCAGGCCCAGCUCUAAAACUUAAUCGGCACUAAGAGAAUACAUAUGCCCAGCCGACAUAAGUGACUUGCAAAGAAGGUGUGAAUAACUUAGUUGAAAUGUAGGGGCAAUUUUCACAAAUCAUCCAGAUAGCCAUAGUAAAAGCAAAGCAAGUUAAUAUGUAAACCCAGAAUCCUCUGUUGAAGAACUGGUGAGGCCUCAUGCUUAGAUUAUGUGAAAGUAGCCAGUUACUGCUUUUGGAUUACGUAUAAAUGGUUCACUUUUGCCAGUUUAAGGGUUGUCUGUCUACCUCUAGGUGUUGCCAACAUAGUUUUUUUUUUUUUUAAUCUGGCAGCUGCUGUGAUCUAAUGGAAUACUUUUAUGUCUAUCUGUUCCUUAGUUACAAAGACAUCUCCAGUCGUAUAUGUCAACUCAGGGGAUUUCUGCAUCAGCUUGCUAGCCUACUUUUCAUAUAUUAAUGAAAUGUGUCAACAUUGUUUUAUUUUUUACUUUCCAGACAGGGCAAUCUGUUUUGAGAAACUAAAGCACAAAAUUUCUAAAAACAGAAAACUUCUCAUGGUGUAGAUAUGAGCAGUCUUCUUUAUUUGACUGGUAGGCCAUGUUUUAGUGGUUAAGAGGUCUGUAAUGGCCUUUUUUUUUUUUUUUAGAGGAGAGGCAGUCCAGUUUUUCAGGUUGCUGGAAUAUCCCACAGAAACCACUUUCUCUAGCUAGUUAAAUCGCCAAGUAAAAGCCCAAACUGGUGGUGGGUAAACAGCCAAGCUAUAGAUCUUACCUGUAUGGUCCAGCAGAAGAAAAUGUAGAUGUUUGCCUUUCCUGGAACACCUUGACAAGAAGUUCAAGAAAUCUGCAUUUCAAGGUUGACUCCACUACUGUAUAGUACUGUACCACCCUUGUGGAUAAUCAGCUCUGUGAUUAGAGUGAUGGAUGUUUAUGUUGAGGCCUCAGCAUUUAGUUUUGUGUCUUGAAAAAGAGAGAUCCUGUAAGAUAUGCGCAGUAAUUGCCAAGUGAAAGCAGCUUACCACAUUUUGAACUGGCUUGGAUGCGGGGGGGCAGGAACUUCUUUGGGUUACCAUAAGAACUGUCCUUUAAGAGCAUGGCCCUAGUUUAAGCCUUGGCUACAGGGAUUGUACAGGAUGUGUUCAUGCAGUAAAAUCAACACCUAUAUAAAGACUUGCCUUGCAAAAUUCAAUCAAGUGUUUAGCCACUGGUGGGUGUAUUUGUCUCCCUUAUUAGGAGAAUUUUUCUGGCUACUUUGGCUGAUGGAAGAUUGGCUGUAGUUUGUCAGCAAUGAGCUAUGAAACUUCAUAGCAACUGAAUGGCUCAUAUGAACAGACGAAUCUUCAAGUUAAACUAAUAAUUAUGAACAUAAAGUGAUAACUGGCUACUUUAAAAAAAUCAAGUUUGCUUCAUAGGGCUAUGCUAGCUCUCUGAAAGUGUCUUGUUUUUGAAAAUAAUGUUUUAUGUAAAGGAUAAGUGAUAAUGACUUUGAGACUGGGAAUCAUAUCAGCAUUGUACUUUGUACUUUUGUUCAUUUUAGCAAAAAAUUUACAACUGGUGAUGUGCUUUUGUAAAUAGAUCGUUGAUAGUAACGUAGGACUAGUGUUUGAAACACUAUGUAAAACUUCCCUAGAAUUGAAUAGGAAAACCUUUUCAAUAAUUGUGCAAGACAUCACUGUAGUAAGCUUUUUCCUUUUCUCCUCAGAUACUUUUUUCCCCCAAUGGCUUACAUGGUUUACAGAAUUUAAAAUAACUUGCCCUAUGAUGGUUUUAUUUCUUUGUAGUAUAAAACAAGUUGUUCAAAAUACACAUCUGCCUUUAUUAUCUCCUCUGUAAGAACAUAACACUGUUACAUGGUACAUUUUACUCCAGCCAACUGUUCAGUUGAUGAGGAAGCAUUAACACACACACUCUACUUCUACCUGUGUAAUUUCUACAGAUAGCAGUUAAGGGUCUUGUCUCUUUGCAUCACAUACAUUGUACGGUACAACUGAAUGAUUAUAUAAGCACAUGAAGAAAAUAAAACUAGUAUUGAG
Messenger RNA from Chelonoidis abingdonii (Abingdon island giant tortoise), 2996 nucleotides. NCBI's taxonomy places the organism in Eukaryota, Metazoa, Chordata, Testudines, Testudinidae. The record is from RefSeq and is a predicted model, not a curated record.